Molecule: messenger RNA, 1435 nt
Organism: Zootoca vivipara (common lizard)
Lineage: Eukaryota; Metazoa; Chordata; Lepidosauria; Squamata; Lacertidae
Gene: TAAR1
Product: trace amine associated receptor 1
Biological process (GO): G protein-coupled receptor signaling pathway
Cellular component (GO): membrane
Molecular function (GO): trace-amine receptor activity
Source: RefSeq, a predicted model, not a curated record
AUGCAGUUGUGUUGUGAACACAUCAAUGGCUCCUGCAUAAAGAGCAGCUGGUCAAUCAGCAUUCGUAUUUCCAUGUAUAUCUUCAUGGUGUGUGUGAUCCUGGCUACCCUAGCUGGCAAUUUGACUGUGAUCAUCUCAAUAUCGCACUUCAAGCAGCUCCACACCCCAACCAAUUUCUUAAUCCUCUCGAUGGCCACAGUGGACCUUCUCCUUGGUUUCCUUGUCAUGCCUUAUAGCAUGGUGAGGUCGGUUGAGAACUGCUGGUAUUUUGGAGAAUUCUUCUGCAAAAUCCACACCAGCAUCGAUAUCACUCUUAGUACAGCCUCCAUCUUCCACCUCUCUUUUAUCUCCAUUGACCGCUACUACGCCGUGUGUGACCCGCUGCGAUACAAAGCAAAGAUCAGCACAGGGGUCGUAUUGGUCAUGAUCUUUGUAAGUUGGGUCUUCCCUGCUACAUAUGGCUUUGGGAUGGUCUUUUUGAAGUUAAACAUGAUUGGAGCAGAAGAGACCUUCUAUAGGCGCAUCUAUUGCGUGGGAGGCUGCUUUGUCUUCUUUAAUGAAACGUCAGGGGUGGUGGCCUCCGUGGUUUCUUUUUACAUCCCUGGAUUUGUCAUGUUGUGUGUCUAUGGGAAGAUAUACACUAUAGCCAAAAGGCAAGCCAGGUCCAUUAAGGCUACUGCAAACCAAAUACAGAUCAGAUUUGAGCAUCACAUUUCACAUAGCAGAGAACGAAAAGCAGCCAAGACUUUAGGCACUGUGGUCGGUGUCUUCCUCAUCUGCUGGUUCCCAUUCUUUUUCUGCACAGCAACAGACCCCUUUAUGAAUUAUGCGAUACCUCCCAUUCUCGUUGAUGCCCUGGUUUGGUUUGGUUACUUGAACUCCACCUUCAACCCAAUUGUUUAUGCGUAUUUUUACCUGUGGUUUCGAAGGGCCUUGAAGAUGAUUGUACUGGGGAAGGUUUUUCAGCAGGAUUCAUCCAGGACUCGGCUCUUUAUGGAGUGAAGCAUGUCAAGCUUUGAGAGUAUUUUCUUCAGUAUUUUACCAGGCACUGUCCAUUUCGAAGCAGAAGGUCAAAGUGAAAAAGCAUGUGUGAUGCUUCGGUGCAGUGGUUCCGGCAGCCCCACCAUGGCCCAGAAACAGGGUGCAGACCAAUAACCAACCAAGAGAGAAGUAUGGGUGCCAAUGGGCCACAACUUAUUGGCAAACAGACAUUGGCGGAGCAAGCAUGGCAUUGGGUGACAAUCUGUUGACAUAAGAGACUUUCAACAUGAAAGCCAACCUUCAUUGGCUGGGGCAUCCAUUUGGUGGGUUAUCCAGCACUGAGAGACCAGUGUAAUACAAAACCAAGCAUCUGAUCUGAGACCACUGGUAGCUUGAGACGGCUGCUGAACAGCCCGGCCCACUGGACCUUGAGCUGGGAGCUGCUCACCUUUCA